Molecule: messenger RNA, 330 nt
Organism: Rotaria socialis
Lineage: Eukaryota; Metazoa; Rotifera; Eurotatoria; Philodinida; Philodinidae
Source: the annotation of a GenBank genome assembly
AUGCUAAAUAUGGUCGAUGUUCUCUACUUACAUGUGGAUGUUACUCAACGACUUGAUCAAUUAGUAUUUGAUCCAGUUUAUAUUCGUAAUCUUGGUAUGGCUUCUAUGGAGAUGAAAUCAUGUUUUGAUUUUAUCUUUGCAAUAGACAAUCAAGUUCUUGAUAGAAUUUGUAAACAUAUUUUACCUAGAAUUCAUCAUAAAAUAAAUAAAUUCAUUGUUGAACAAAAUUCAAUGGAACGCGUUCUUCACACAAUCCAUUAUAUCCAACUUUAUUCGUUAUCACUUGUAGAUUUUCAAAGAGAAGUACUAAUCAAAUACUUAGCAGGUUAA